Messenger RNA from Hydra vulgaris (swiftwater hydra), 1218 nucleotides. Its product is annotated as microtubule-associated protein RP/EB family member 1. The record is from RefSeq and is a predicted model, not a curated record. NCBI's taxonomy places the organism in Eukaryota, Metazoa, Cnidaria, Hydrozoa, Anthoathecata, Hydridae. Gene Ontology annotation, molecular function: microtubule plus-end binding. Gene Ontology annotation, cellular component: microtubule plus-end; spindle midzone; microtubule organizing center. Gene Ontology annotation, biological process: spindle assembly; regulation of microtubule polymerization or depolymerization; protein localization to microtubule.
AAAACAAAAAAAGCGUACGGGCUGGAGGCGUUGGAUUGUCAUUAACUCUAAAAAAAUUUUUCUGUUGCACCUGGACUUAGUAAUGGCAGUAAAUGUUUUUAAUACUGGUGUCACCUCAGAAAAUCUUAGCAGGCAUGAAAUGAUGCAAUGGAUAAACGACAGUCUGCAGACAAAUUAUACAAAAAUAGAGGAGAUGUGUGCAGGUGCUGCAUACUGCCAGUUUUUAGACAUGCUCUUUGAAAAUUGUAUUCCAAUUAAAAAAGUCAAAUUUCAAGCCAAAUUGGAACAUGAGUAUAUUCAAAAUUGGAAAUUGCUUCAAACAGGUUUUAAAAAAGUUGGAGUUGAUAAGAUCAUUCCUGUGGAUAAGUUAGUAAAAGGAAAAUUUCAAGAUAAUUUUGAGUUUUUGCAAUGGUUCAAGAAAUUUUUUGAUGCAAAUUACGGAGGUCAAGAGUAUGAUGCUUUAGCUGUUCGAGGAGGUGUAAUGCCUAAUCCAACUGGUGGUUCAACUGGAAUUGCAGUUAAAAAACCAACUCAACCAGCAGCAGUUGUUAACAAACAGCCUCUUAGUAAUAAACCAGUCGCUAUUGCACAGAAGUUACCAUCAGCUGCCACACAAAAAAAAGCUUCACCCGUUCCACAGAAAUCUGCAUCAAACAUUUCCAAACCAAACAUUAAAGCUCCUGUUAACCAACAUGAAAUUGAGAAUCUUACUAUUGAAUUAAGUGAACUUCGAACCAACGUGGAAGGUUUAGAAAAAGAACGAGAUUUUUACUUUGGAAAGCUCAGGGAUAUUGAAGUAAUAUGUCAAGAACCGGAAAAUGCCGGUUUGGAACUAAGCGAGCGAGUUUUACAAAUUCUAUACGCUACCGAAGAAGGAUUUGCGCCUCCUGAUGAACUCGAAAAUGGAGAAGAAAUUUCUGGAGAGGCUGAUGAAUAUUAAUAUAAUUUAUUUUUUCAUUGGUAAAAUCACGCAAAGUAUUUUUGCUCCCGAAAUGGUACAAAAUAUCACUAGUGAUUUGUUUACGUUCUGUAAUUUAUUAAGGCGCUUAGCGCCUCGUGUCGGGCGCUUCUUGAGAAAUAAAAGCGAUUGCUUGAACGUCCGCACUUUGUCAGUUGCUAUAAAAUUGUGGGGUAAACAGUCUUUAAUUGUCUUUUUGCUCUGAGUUUUGUUAUACAUAAUGUAGUUAAACAAUUUGUUGAAUAAAUUUUAGUUGAUUA